Molecule: messenger RNA, 920 nt
Organism: Gymnodraco acuticeps
Lineage: Eukaryota; Metazoa; Chordata; Actinopteri; Perciformes; Bathydraconidae
Gene: psmb4
Product: proteasome 20S subunit beta 4
Exons: 8
Coding region: 33-809 (258 amino acids)
Cellular component (GO): proteasome core complex
Source: RefSeq, a predicted model, not a curated record
CGUGACGUCACUUCCAGUUAUUAAUUUCCACCAUGGAGUCCUGCGGAGUGAAGCUGAAUUUCUGGGAGAAUGGACCCCAACCGGGACAGCUUUACUCUCUGUCCGGGAGCACCGGGAGCACCGGGACCUCCUGCGGGCCCGUGCGACACACACUGAACCCGAUGGUCACCGGUACCUCGGUGCUCGGGGUGAAGUUCACCGGCGGCGUCAUCAUCGCGGCGGACAUGUUGGGAUCGUACGGGUCUCUCGCUCGCUUCAGGAACGUCUCGCGUAUCAUGAAGGUGAACGAUAACACCAUCCUCGGAGCGUCUGGAGAUUACGCCGACUACCAGCACCUGAAGCACAUCAUCGAGCAGAUGGUCAUCGACGAGGAGCUCCUGGGCGACGGCCACAGCUACAGCCCUAAAGCCGUCCACUCCUGGCUGACGAGGGUCAUGUACAACCGGCGCAGCAAGAUGAACCCUCUGUGGAACACCGUGGUGAUCGGAGGCUUCUACAACGGGGAGAGUUUCCUAGGGUACGUGGAUAAACUGGGCGUGGCCUACCAGGCGCCUACAGUGGCCACCGGGUUCGGAGCGUACCUGGCUCAGCCUCUGAUGAGGGAGGUGGUGGAGAACAAGGCAGAGAUCAGUAAGCAGGAGGCGAGGGAGCUGGUUGAACGCUGCCUCAAAGUUCUGUACUACAGAGACGCUCGCUCCUACAACCGGCAUGAGAUUGCCAUCGUGACGGAGGAAGGCGUGGAGAUCAUCGGGCCGCUGUCCUCAGAGACUAACUGGGACAUCGCUCACAUGGUCAGCGGUUUUGAAUGAAGACGAGUUGCAUCAAGAACAACUUCUGCAACUUAUCUUCCCCAGUUUAGUGUUUUCUCCUGUUCGUUGUAGCUUUUGUAUAAUGGAAAAUAAAUGUAAUAAAUCAAAAAA